AAGAGUGCCUUUUUAAAGAAAUAUGUCCCUUACAACGAUCUGGGUAGUAAUUUAAGUUAGUAAUUAUUCGCACCUGUGGGUAGCGAAUAGUGUUAAAAGUGAGUAAAAUGGAGAAAGAAGGCACAAACACAACAAUACAGAAUGGAGAUGGAUACGAACCUGACAGAGAAGAGACGACACCACUACUGCCACAGGAAGUUCAGAUCUCCAAAGGUUCAUCUUUUACCUCAUCUGUCUUUAACCUGAUGAACGCCAUCAUGGGGAGUGGCAUCCUGGGAUUGGCCUAUGCCAUGGCAAACACUGGCAUUGUGGGCUUUAGUAUUUUGUUGUUGUUGGUGUCCAGUUUGGCUGCAUAUUCCAUCCAUCUCCUACUUUCAGUGUGUGACCAGACAGGAUUAAAGUCGUAUGAAGCACUAGGAGAGAGAGCCUUUAACAAAGCUGGACAGAUUCUGGUGGCCUGCACUAUCCUGAUCCAAAAUAUCGGUGCCAUGGCGUCCUACAUGUUCAUCUUAAAGAUGGAACUUCCUCCCACAAUUAGUGGCUUUCUGAAAGCAGAGGAUUCUGGUGCUUGGUAUGAAAAUGGUGUAGUGGUGUUGAUUCUGGUAACCGUGUGUGUGGUGCUACCACUCGCCCUGCUGCCCAAAAUCGGUUUUCUGGGUUACAGCAGUAGUUUGUCCUUCUUCUUCAUGUUGUUUUUUGCUGCUGUGGUGGUGGUGAAGAAAUGGUCUAUUCCCUGCCCACUGCCCUCCAAUUCCACCGUCAGUAUGAUCUCUAACUCGUCUGUAUCAGACUGCAGAGCUCAUCUCUUCAUUUUCUCUAGAAAGAGUGCCUAUGCCGUCCCCACCAUGGCAUUUUCCUUCCUGUGUCACACUGCAAUUCUGCCCAUUUACACUGAGCUUCACCGACCCACUAAGCGGAGGAUGCAGAACAUAGCUAAUGUGAGCAUCUCUCUCAGUUUCCUGGUUUACCUGGUCUCCGCCGUAUUCGGAUACCUCACUUUCUACAGUCAGGUGGAUUCCGAGCUGCUACGAGGGUACGAUGUGUACCUGCCGCGUGAUGUGGUGGUAAUGGUGGUGCGUCUGGCGAUCCUUUUGGCUGUGCUGCUCACAGUGCCUCUCAUUCACUUCCCGGCUCGCAAAGCACUGUUGACAUUAUUUAGAGGACAGAGAGAAUUCUCCUGGUUGUCUCACUGCCUCUCCACGUUCCUCCUCCUACUAAUAGUGGAGCUGCUGGCUAUAUACGUCCCUGACAUCAGAAAUGUAUUUGGAGUUGUGGGUUCCACCACCUCUACCUGCUUGCUGUUUGUGUAUCCGGGUCUGUUUUAUCUUCGGGUCAGCAAUGAUAACAUCAGAUCUGUUAUAUCAGUUGGGGCCAUCGCUCUGGUGGUGUUUGGGGUGUUUGUGGGUUUGCUGAGUCUGUGCACCAUCAUUAUUUCCUGGGCGCAACCAUCUUGACAUUUCACCUCAGACCUCCUACAUCUUCUUCCAGACUUGCAGACAAUUGCACAAUAAUGGGGAACAGAUUGAUCUGAAAAGGGAUGUGGGGUCAGUGUAGGACCAUUACUGCUCUACCACACAGAAUAAACUCUGAACAAGUGACCAACAAAUAGAACAAGAUUAACAGCACUGGCCAAUUUGUUGCACCAGAAAUGUAGUUCCACCCUUAUUGUAAUGAGGUCAAGUAUCGGGGUCAGAAGAGGUGCCGAUCUUGGUUUUCAUUUCGCUUUGAUUUUACCCUCCUUUUUCUAAUUACAUUUUACCUCAUUAUAUUAAUCAUUAAUAAUAAAACAUGAUAUUCUGACCAUCUAAGGUGUCUGAAGUACAAAGUAAAUGUACAUUGGCAUCACUGCACCAUCAGACCAAAAUUUACCAUUCCAGUGUCACAUUCUUUAUAGACUGUUUUUACUGCAACUAAAUUACUUAUACUUUAUAAGCUUAUAGAGCUGUUACCAUUACCUAGCAACCUAUGUCCAGUGGGAUGAUACAGGUGUGGUGAAAAAAACACCCAAAUAAUAAUAUAACUACAUAUAACAGCUCAGAUAAAAGGUUUAUAGCUAAUCGAAUUGUCUACCACUUGGCCUUGAACACCACAAAUCUCAGCUUGUGAUCAGAGAUGACAGAGGGUUUUUAGAUUUAUAAUCAUGUUUACAGAACGGCCGCUCAUCAGGUGCUUGCAGUAACACAAUUCUGCCAGAGAGGCCUCCAAAUCCCAAUGAAUUAAAAUGUAGCUGAAACACCCACACUCUCUGCUCAGGGAUAUUGGUUUGUGGGGGUGGGUGGGUGUCGGUGAUCUUAUUGAGUCUUGUAGUUUUAUAUGUGUAUAUUUAGAAUUUAAUAAAAUGUGUUCUGGGACUCAAACUGUUAAUCAGUGCCACACACAAUGUAAAUGACUUUAUUAAAAUAGAAUGAGUGGAAGUGUGUGCACAUGUUUGUGCCUGCACUGUGCUGAACAAUAAAAUUGAACAAUGUAA
Molecule: messenger RNA, 2470 nt
Organism: Trichomycterus rosablanca
Lineage: Eukaryota; Metazoa; Chordata; Actinopteri; Siluriformes; Trichomycteridae
Gene: slc38a6
Product: solute carrier family 38 member 6
Exons: 16
Coding region: 108-1454 (448 amino acids)
Biological process (GO): L-glutamine transport; amino acid transmembrane transport
Cellular component (GO): plasma membrane
Molecular function (GO): L-glutamine transmembrane transporter activity
Source: RefSeq, a predicted model, not a curated record